AUGGCAGACCAGGCACAGGCGCGCAUGCUGUCGGCUGCCUUUCCGACUCCCCCGCCGUAUUACAAGCACUUUACCAAGCAGAAUGUCACCAAGGUCCGCCAGAUUCGCAAGGAGGCUGCUACAAACACCAACCAAGUCGAUGUCGAGUCGUUGCCGGCCGAGCUGCGAUACUUGAUUCCUCCCGAGCCACCGGCAGAUGGUCGCUACAAGAGCUUUGGAGCGCAGCAUGAUUUGGCGCAACCAGCACAAUCGCUUGCCCAAGCAGGAAUCCAAGAACUCUAUCCAGCAGAUGCUGCUCACCUCGAUCCGACUCCCCAUCUACAGACCUUGACACGCGCCGUACUUCUCAACUUCCUCGAAUUGGUUGGCACCUUGUCUGUCAAUCCUACACAAGGCCCGGAAAAGGUCGAGCACCUGCAAACUCUCUUCUACAACCUGCACGACUUGAUCAAUCGCUACCGUCCUCACCAAGCACGCGAGAGUCUGAUCAUGACUAUGGAGGAUCAAUUGGACAAGAUCAAAACUCAGAUCAAGGGUGUCAAUGCCGCAAAGGAUCGCAUGCAGCAGGUCUUGGGCGACAUUCGCAGUAACGCCAUCUCGGACAGCAUCGAGACACCCACAAAGCAAGAGAAGCCCGCAGAAGCAGAAGCAUUUCGGACCACCGACAGCAUACACAAAGCCAUGUACGAAGCCAUGGAACAUGAUCUCGACGAUUGA
Messenger RNA from Aureobasidium melanogenum CBS 110374, 717 nucleotides. Its product is annotated as MED7-domain-containing protein. Lineage: Eukaryota; Fungi; Ascomycota; Dothideomycetes; Dothideales; Saccotheciaceae. Bases 1 to 717 code for a protein of 238 amino acids. Gene Ontology annotation, molecular function: transcription coregulator activity. Gene Ontology annotation, biological process: regulation of transcription by RNA polymerase II. The transcript has 2 exons. The record is from RefSeq and is a predicted model, not a curated record. Gene Ontology annotation, cellular component: core mediator complex; mediator complex.